AGGGGAAUUUUGUUUUUGAAGAUGCAGUAUGAAACUUUGGAUGAACUAAUGGCGGGCAAGAAGCUGUCGUUUAUUAACGGGGAGAUUAAUUCAAUGAAUGUGGAACAGUUGAGAGUGUUGCUGAGUUCGGUCGGGAUGGACCCGAAUGGUCCUCGAUCCGUGCUCCAAAAACGGUUGAAAGAUCGCGUCCGUCUCCUGCAUUUCGGAUACGACAAAUUCUCAGUCUACGACCCAACCAAAGUCCAUGUGUUCUACGACUGCUUGGUCGUCGUCGACUUCGAAUGUACUUGUGUGGAAAACGAGUUUUCAAACCCGAAAGCGAUUUGGUCGACCGAUUACAAGUAUGAAAUCAUAGAAUUUCCUGCGAUUUUGGUGGAUUGCGCCACGCUGACAGUAACGUCCGAAUUCCACGAAUUCGUUCGUCCUUCUUUGAACCCGGUGCUUUCUGAAUAUUGUGUCGAGUUGCUCGGCAUCAAGCAGGACCAGGUUGAUCGUGCUCGGUCUUUCCCCGACGUGUUGACCGAUUUCAAUGCGUGGCUCAGUGAGAAAACACGAGGCAAGAAGUUUGCUCUGGUGUCCGACGGGCCCACAGAUUUUGGAAAGUUUUUCUUCCAGAACUGUCGCAUUCACGACCUACCUGUACCAAAAUUUGCCAAGAGCUGGGUGAAUGUGAAGAAAAUUUUUGGGAACCAUUACGAUGUGAGACAACGGCGGUUAGCUGACAUGCUUUAUCAUUUGGGAUUGCCCUUUAUAGGCAGACUUCAUUCUGGCAUCGACGAUGCGAGAAACAUAGCUCGUAUUACGAUUCAACUUUUGCGAGAUGGAGUGUUGAUUUACCCUAAUGAACGAUUGGUGAUAGACCGUAAUCGCUCGGUCGACGCUCAUAUAACUUUCAUUUCGAGUUCGAGUAUGUUAGAAGAAGAAGAAGAAUCAGCUGAUGUGAUCCUCGAUGUGAUCCGAAUAAAACGAGAACUGGCAAUAGAAGCUUCCACAGAGGAGUUUCUCAAGUCUGAUCGAAAAGUGAGAACAACCGUGGAAAGAUCCCCAACUUUGAACCGCGGAAAAGAAUUACCUUGUCCUGAGGUCUCGGAAAGUGAACCGCAAACCAGUGAAGAUGCUUUCAACGUUGUGCUGAAGCCGCGAAACAGAGCCGUUCGUUCACUUGCUGCGAACUUUUGA
This is a messenger RNA of Notodromas monacha, 1179 nucleotides long. Lineage: Eukaryota; Metazoa; Arthropoda; Ostracoda; Podocopida; Cyprididae. The record is from the annotation of a GenBank genome assembly.